UGGCUGGCUGGCUGGCUGGCUGGCCCUCAGUGCCAAACUGUCAAUCGUGUAGUGCGGUCAUGUGGUGCGGAGCCAGCGCGCGCUCUCCUCCAACUGUCCUUUGAGCCAGUGGUUUGUUGUAACCGAACCGAAACUGAAAGAAACAGCAAAAGAAGCAGCAAGAGCAGAAGCUGAAGGUGAACAGAACACCAAAAACAACAACCAACAACAAUAAUAACAACAACAACCAACAACAACACAAGGAGCAAACCCCAUUGAACAACAAAACGCGAGGAACAACAACGACUACAACGAUGAUGCUGAUGGGUUGCUGGAAAUGCAAAAACGAGAGAUACAACAGCAACAACGGAUACAAUAGCAGCAGCAGCACCAGCACCAGCAGCGUAAGAUACAACAGCUACAGAUACUUGUAACUAAAGUGACAUGAGGCCUUAGCAACAAAAACUACAAUAGCAACAACAACAACAACACCCAACUACAGCAACAAAAGUCACAGCAACAACAGAGGGAACCGUAGAGCACUAAAAACCAAAUUACAAACAAUUAAAAGAGAACACGACGAAGGAUCCUCUAGAGAGCUUGACAACGGUAGAGGCGGCGCAGCCACACGCAAAAAGGACCCCCCGCACACAGCAAGGAACAGAAGUGGGAGGAGUAGCAGCAGGAACUGUAACAGAAGAGCUGGAGGUGGAAGUGGAAGUGGAGAAGUAACGCAGCAGCCACCUACAUGCCCCAAUGCCAGGAGCAGCAGCAGCACCGCCACCACCACCAGAAGCAGCCGAAGCAGCCACGUUUAUGGCCAACUAAAACUGAACAGUGGCCCCAAAAGCAGACCAGAACGGGCAUAACAGCGCCAGCGCCAGCCCCGGCCAAGACCUGGCCAGGGCACAGUAGUGACACAUAGUCCAUCAUCUGCAUUCCACCCAUUGCCAGGACCUUUGUCUUUCUGUCGCAUCACAAACAGGCAAACAAACAAUAGCAACAACACCACGAGGCAAAGGCAAAAGAAAAGGCGGAGGUUGAGGAGGAGGAGGAGAAAGAACACCACUAAAGGCGGCAAUAAAAAGUUUGCUUUGUUUCUGGGUGUCGACACAUUCGUGCUUUGCUCUCUGGCCAAAACGCCUACCCUCCUGUUAGCCAGAAAACCAAAAACGGUGUCGUCCUUGUCAGCCGCCUCUGGGCACUCAAUUAGGCCCAAUUCAACGCAACUUGAAAGCAACUACAGCAACAAUAGCAACAUCAGGAGGAACAUCAACAGCAGAACCAGUAAAAGGAACAGGAGCAGGAGCGGGAGCAGGAGCAGGACAAGCAUCAGCAGGACCAGGAGCAUUAGAGCAGUGAAGCGACCACGCCCACGCAGGGGCCAGCGCACACAAACGGCGACACCAAUCUGACUACAAGUGACAACGCCCACAAAAGGUGGGGCGUGGGGGGCAUCGAGUUGAUGCCACAAUGAAACUGAGCGUGAGCGCGUAUCGGGCGCAUGCAUCCGCACACAAGAAGAUCCUCUCCAGCGGCUAUCACUCACAGCUCAACUACGGCAGCACUGGAGCAGCAGCAUCAUCCUCGUCGUCGGGGGCCACUGCAACGGGCCUAUAUACGAUGGAAACGCACGAUCACGAGCACGGCGCUGGGAAGUUCGUCAAGGAUGUGGCACGCCAGAUUCACGACUGCAACAGCGACACGGAUGUCAUAAGUCCAACGGGGACCAGUAGCUCUGGCGGUGGGGCUGGCGGGGCCAGCGGUGUUGCCGGUGGUGCUGCCGCUGGCGAAAGCUCUGGCGGCUAUCACAAGCGACACCAUAAGAUGGCCCAUGACGAUGACAACCACAGUGCGCCGCAUUCCUCGGAUAGCAAGAGUCCCAGUCAGAGAAACAAACCAAAAAUGAAAAACUUUGGAAACUCGUUUAGGAAAUCGCGUAUCGGAGAUGGAGCUUCAGAUCCAGAUUCCGAUUGGACACGAUCGAACCAGCGCUGGAUGAAGCUACGCACCACCGUGCAGAUCUCGUCGGCGAUACAGAAAAAACCACCGCUCAAGCGCGAAGACUCCUUCUUGAAGCGUUUCUCGACUAGACAGAUACCCGAAACACAGGAAACUGUUGAAGAUACGGGUUCAGAAAGUGCCUCUGGUGACGUCGACAAAAGUGUUAAACGUAGACGACGCUAUCUGCAGAAACGACGAUCCGUUGUUAAUCCAGAUGAAAAUUUUUACUUCUAUUGGCUAAUGAUGGUAACUGUAUGUGUUCUAUAUAAUCUAUGGACCCUAAUUGUGAGGCAGAGCUUUCCUGAACUGCAGCAAGCUGUGCCUACCUUUUGGCUUAUCUGCGAUUCGAUGACAGAUGUUGUAUUUAUCUUAGAUAUAAUAGUUCAAUUACGCACAGGCUAUCUGGAGCAGGGCCUAAUGGUAUAUGAUGACAGGAAGCUGGCCUGCCACUACGUUCACUCGCGUGACUUCAUCUUCGACAUGAUAGCGCUGAUACCAUUGGAUCUGCUGCAGCUCAAGAUGGGCACCCAUCCGCUUUUGCGUUUUACGCGCUUUUUUAAAGUUUAUCGAUCUGUGAGAUUUUAUUACAUCGUAGAGAGUAGAACAGUUUGGCCAAAUUUAUGGCGCGUUGUUAACCUAAUUCAUAUCCUGUUAAUAUUGGCACAUUGGUUCGGUUGCUUCUAUUUUUUACUCUCAGAGGCGGAGGGUUUCCAGGGUGAUUGGGUGUAUCCGUAUAGGCCGGGUGACUAUGCCACCCUCACGCGGAAGUAUCUGGGCAGCCUCUACUGGUCCACCCUGACGCUGACCACCAUCGGGGACCUGCCGACGCCCGAGACGAAUGCAGAACCGAACUUUUCGGUGGACGGCCCAAGAUCAAUACCUAGACGUGGCAUUAAAUCACGCCUGCUUCAGUUUGGCUCUAGCUAUGGAUAUAUUUUUACGAUCGUCAGUUAUUUGAUUGGUGUUUUUAUCUUCGCGACAAUUGUUGGCCAAGUGGGCAAUGUGAUAACGAAUCGGAAUGCGAAUCGUCUGGAGUUCGAACGUUUGCUGGAUGGGGCCAAGACCUACAUGAGGCAUCACAAGGUACCGGGUGGGAUGAAGCGUCGCGUGCUGCGAUGGUACGACUACAGCUGGUCGCGGGGGCGAAUACAGGGUGGUGGCGACAUCAACACAGCUUUGGGCCUGCUGCCCGACAAACUGAAAACCGAAUUGGCCUUACACGUGAACCUGAGUGUGCUGAAGAAGGUGACCAUAUUCCAAGAGUGCCAGCCGGAGUUUCUGCACGAUCUCGUGCUAAAAAUGAAGGCUUACAUCUUUACGCCUGGCGACUCCAUCUGCCGCAAGGGUGAGGUGGCCCGCGAGAUGUUUAUCAUCGCCGAUGGAAUCCUGGAGGUGCUCAGCGAAACGGGCAAGGUGCUGACAACAAUGAAGGCUGGCGAUUUUUUCGGCGAGAUCGGCAUCCUCAAUCUGGACGGGCUAAACAAGCGCACUGCGGACGUUCGUUCUGUGGGCUACUCGGAGCUCUUUUCGCUUUCUCGCGAGGAUGUUCUGGCAGCCAUGAAGGACUAUCCGGAUGCGCAAGAGAUCCUCCAGACUCUCGGACGCAAGCGUCUCAUGGAGGUGCGUUGCGUGAACAAGAAGUACGCGAAGGCGGCGCUCGAAAAGGAGAACGCGGCCUAUGCGGCGGCCCAUCCGCACCACCAUCAGGCCCAUCACCAGGGACAGGUGCACCAGAGCGAUAGCAGCGAGAACAGUGCAUCCAAGAAGAUUGUGGACAAGCUGAAGCACGAUGUGAAGGGUUUUCGUAAUGUGCUGAAGAAGUCCAGAACCUCCCGGAAGAGCGACGAGUCGCUGGAGAUGCAACCGCUGCACAACACCUCGCCCCGCGGCAGCAAGAUCAUGCUGAAGCGCAUGUCUCGCGUACGCUCGGACGAGAAGGACGCAGACACCGCCGAUGCCAAGGACGAGCUGCACGACAAGACCCCCAGUCCGAUUGGGGCCGGGCUCCCAUUGCUGCAGCGUUUGCGGCUGCUCAAGGAAAAGCAGGAUCGCGAAGAGCGAGCUGUUAAGUCCACACCACCACAGAAAUCUCCACCUCACUCACAUGUAACGUGUACGUUAUCGCCGCAGGAAUCGAUACAGGAAGAGCCCGAACGAGAGUUCAACGAAGGCUUUCCCCUGAUCCAGCGAUUGCAGCAGUUGAAAAUUAAGAACGAGCCGCAAGCGAACGCCGGAGGCGAUUCCGGCCUCGUAAUGGUCAAGACGCCUCCCAGCAUCAGCAGCAAGAUUGACUUCGGAGGAGCGACAGCAGCCGCAGCAGGAUUGGGAACAGGACUCCCCUCGGGAAGUCAGCUGCUGACAGUCGCCCAGAUCAAGCCCAUCAUGAAGGUCUCCUUCAAACAGAAGAUACAGCAGAUACAGGGCGGCGGGGCAAGUGGAUCCUCGCCGGGUCCCAGUACCGGAGCGAUAGCCAAGAAGGAGCCCCCCAAGUCGCUGGCUCUGAUUGCCAAGCAUGCUUCAACGUUGCCCCUACCACCAGCGAUCUUAGCGGAGGAAAAAGCAUCGGGGGGUGUGGGAUUGGGAGGGGGAGUAGGACCUGGCCAAGCCCUGGCCAUAGCCACGAUAUCGAAGAAGGUGACCAAGCCGUCCUACAAGCUCAACACUCCCAUGCAAUCAGACACGGACACUGACGGCACGCCCAUCUCCAAGCCCUGGUCCAAACUGAAGCUAGCGACGCUCAUGUCCUCCAGCUACACGAGCCUCACCAACUGCUCGCCGGACGACCUAGCCACGCCCCUGAAAAACUACUCGCUGAGCAACAUUCCGCAGCAGAUGGAGGCCACCGCCCAGGCCCAGUCCCAGUCCCUGUCCCGUCCGCGUCACCACAGUGCCAGGAGCAGCUCCAGAUCGCCCCGACACGCCCAUGGUCAUGGCCACGCUCAUGACUCUACCAGCAACACCAGCUCUUCGGCCAGCCAGGCGAGCACCAAGCGGGAGUGCCUACGCCUGCAGAAGCCCGAGCAGCAGCUGCCGGAUGGAGAACUGGCUGAGCCGCGCCGAAAGUUCUACCAGAGCGUGUUCGACCUGUCGCCGGAGUACAGUGGCCUGCCGUUUGUCAAGCGGCUGAAAAUCCUCAACGAGCGGCAGAAACUAGCGGAGCUGGAGAAGGCCCUACAGACGCGCAGCUUUAGCCUGGACUGCUCCAAGUCCGACCAGGGAGGGAAUCUGCCCAUCACGGAGUCGCUCUAUCGCUGCUACAGCGAUACCUCCGGAAUCUACUCACAGUUUCUCAGUGCCUACGAGUCCACCACCAGUUCCACAUCAAUAUCGACCAAUACAUCCGCCUCGGCAUCGGCCUCUGCAUCAGCAUCGGACACCGGCAACUCCCGGCAUGGACAGAUGCAGUACGUGCCGCUGCCCCUCAGCCCGGAAUCGAAUGAAACCGUCGAGCGUCGGAAGCUAAAGAGCAUACUCAAGAAGCUGCAGAAGGGCGGUGGUCCCAAUGGCGGAAGCGGUGGCAGCGGCAACGGCAGCGGCGGCGGCAUCGGCGGAGGUGAUGCCCAAGACGAGGCGACUGCCACAGUCACAGCCACGGCGCACGCGCACGCGUCGAGAGUGCUGCUGGCGGAGCCGACCUUGGAAGGCCCGCCCGCCAGUGCCAAAGAGGAAGGUCAGUUCGCUGCCUUUGGCGGCGCUUCCGGCGUGGCCCAUUCGCAACAUUCGCAGCACGCGAUCGCGUUAAGUCCGAGUAACGGUAACGGUAACGGUACCGCUAACGGUAACGGUAAAAAUUCGUCUAAUGGUAGCGGUAGCGGUAUGGGUACCGCAGCUUUCUCUUCUAAUCCGAUGUAUCCGUUUCCGAUUCCGGUUGCGGUUCCACUUCCGGUUUCCGAGACACACAUAUGGUCGCCGACGUUGACGUUGGUAACGCCAACGAAUUCGCCUCAAGAGAGUUUCGCGUUCGAGCUGCAGCCCCAGAGUCAGUCUCAGCCGCAGCCGCAACCUCAUCUCCAGUUCCCACCUCCACCUGUAUUGGAGGGCAGUGAUAGCGACGGCAUUGGCGGACUCGUUGCUGGCGUUGGCAGCGCCUCAACGUCGUCAGCCUUAGGAGCAGCGGCCUCAUCAUCACUCUUAUCAUUAUCAUCAGCUGGAGCAGCAGCAACAGCGGCAGCAGCAUCGACCUCAUAUGUCGUCGAAUGCUCGUCGUCGUCGGUGUCAUCGAAAUCGAAUCAGAUACUCUCACAGAAUACCGAAUUUCAUGCUCAAUCCACAACAUCCACAGAUUUGAAUUUGAAUUUGCAGCUCAGACAGAACACCACCACCUCCACCACGAACAAUGCGUUGGCUGGUGGCAGCCAGGGGCCCAGGCCCGAAGGAUUUCCAGAAGCGCAGGACUACUUCAAUCAGAUACUCAGCGGCAUCAAUCACGUGAUCAAGACGCACAUGAACGAAAUGCACUCGAAAUUCGAGACGCAGUUCUCGAGCAUGGCCGGGGAGGUGCGCCGUCGCGAUGCCAUCAUUGCCCAGCUCCAGCUGAAGCUGCGAUCCAUCGAGCAGAAGUCUUCUUCAACAGCUUCAUCCUCGGCUGCGGUUCCAUCCUCAGUCCUCGCUAUAGCCCGCCGGCAGAAGCGGGAGAAGCUCUCGCAGAUCUCGGUGGACGACGAUGAGCCGGCGGAAGAGGAGAACAGUAGUUCGGGCUCCUCCGCAGAGCUUCUCUUCAUGCGCGGGGAUUCCCUGGACACGGUGUUUACCUCUUCGCCUCCGAUUCAGGGCGGCCGACGCAGUAUAUCACCCGGCCCAGGACCGAGUCGGCAUCAUGCCGCUUCGGCCAAUGCUCUGAACUGUCCCAGCAGCUACUACAGCGGGCCGGGCACGCUGAGCACACGGCAUGCCCAGAGCCAUCCCAGCUUCUAUACGGGGCAGGGGAAUGGACGCAGCAGCAGCAGAGGAUAUCGCGAGUGGAGUGGAGCCGCUGGCGAUGGCAGGUUCAGUGGGGCGGACGGUAGCAAACCCAGUGGCAUGGUGGUCUCGGACGUAACGGGCAACCUCACACGGCUCUCGGAUAGCGUGAUUCUGGACAUUGGUGAGAGCUCCAGCUCGAGCUCCUCGUCGAGUAAGCUGAACAUUGCGGAAGAGGAGGACGACGAGGAUGAAGAAGAAGCGGAAGCGGAAGCAGAGGCCGAGGCGGAUGAAGAGCUUACCGCCAGUGGGACCGGGAACAACGAUUGGGAGGUGCGAAUGCUGGCCGCCGAGAUGGAGCGGCAGGAGCGCAAGCGCGGACACUCACUAUCCGACAAUCUGGGCGACCUGAAACACUGCAGCACGUUCCUGCGUCGGCGCCGCAAGUUCAGUGACACCGAAACGGAGUUCAGCGAGACGGACAUGGACGAGCAGUUGGCCAGAGGCUCCGGCGGCCCCAUUGGUAGCGGCACCAGCGGCUUGGCUGGUGAGGCGCCCGCAACAGGAGCUGGACCCACAUCGAGUGGCAGCGGGAUCCAGAGUGGCAGCCAGCGGCCGAGGGCUUCCAGUCUGGACCAAUUCAACCUGCGUUACGGCAUCGGACGUGGCAUCUUCAAAGCAAUGAGCAUCGAUCGUGAUAAAGACAAGCUCUGAGAACUAUAACCGCGACCAAAUAUCCCCCCAUACCCUAACCAGAGAACACCUUCCGUAUCCAAUCCCAUAGCAGCCACAACACUGGACGAGGACAACCCAUAAGCAAUUCGGACAGUAUUACAAUGGUACAAGAACUAAAUAUAUAUAUAAAACCCAUAUAUAUAUAUAUACAUAUAUAUAUAUACACUUCGAUAUACAAACUAAAGAGGAAAUAUAGAUCUAUAUUCUAUAUUGUAUGUUUAGCCUUAACGAUCCCCCAAAAUGGAAACUAAAGAA
Molecule: messenger RNA, 7872 nt
Organism: Drosophila pseudoobscura
Lineage: Eukaryota; Metazoa; Arthropoda; Insecta; Diptera; Drosophilidae
Product: serine-rich adhesin for platelets-like
Exons: 21
Coding region: 1453-7596 (2047 amino acids)
Biological process (GO): transmembrane transport; monoatomic ion transport
Cellular component (GO): membrane
Molecular function (GO): monoatomic ion channel activity; protein-containing complex binding
Source: RefSeq, a predicted model, not a curated record